This is a messenger RNA of Penicillium taxi, 1113 nucleotides long. Its product is annotated as alkene reductase. The record is from RefSeq and is a predicted model, not a curated record. The coding region runs from base 1 to 1113 and encodes 370 amino acids. Gene Ontology annotation, molecular function: FMN binding; NADPH dehydrogenase activity. Lineage: Eukaryota; Fungi; Ascomycota; Eurotiomycetes; Eurotiales; Aspergillaceae. The transcript has a single exon.
AUGGAUUCUGUUCUAUUCAAGCCAUUAAAUGUUGGUCGCGUGUCACUCGCACAUCGCGUGGUGAUGGCGCCUCUAUCUCGUUUCCGAUUUUCCGCCGAACACACACCGCUGGCCAUAGUUGUUGAAUACUACACCCAGCGCGCUUCUGUCCCAGGGACCCUUAUCAUCGCUGAAGCAGUCUUGAUAUCAGAAGCACACGGUGGUUUCCCUAACGGGCCUGGAAUAUGGAGUGAAGACCACGUAGCAGGAUGGAAGGUCAUCACCGAUGCAGUCCACAGCAAGGGAUGCAGCAUUUUUUGCCAAUUGGUUGCUCCAGGUCGUGCAGCCUACGUCUCUCAUCUGCAGGCAAAUGGUGGUCAUCCACUUCUGAGCUCAAGCGCUAUUCCUCUUCCCGAUAGUUCUGAUAUUCCUCAGGAGAUGACAGCCGCACAGAUUGAGUCGGCUAUUGAGGAUUUUGUGCAUGCUGCGCGCAAUGCCAUCGCUGCUGGCUUCGAUGGCAUUGAAUUGCACGGAGCAAACGGCUACCUGAUUGACCAAUUUAUCCAAGAUAAUUGCAACAAGAGAACAGACCAAUGGGGUGGAAGCAUGGAAAACAGAGCAAAGUUCCCGAUAGACAUUGUCGCCGCCACAGUUGAUGCUAUCGGUGCUGACAGGGUUGCCUUCCGUGUGAGCCCUUUCGCUAAUUUCCAAGGUAUGAGGAUGGAAGAUCCCGUCCCCCAGUUCUCGUAUCUUGUAUCAAAGUUGAAAGACUUUAAGCUUGCAUAUCUACACAUCAUCGAAUCACGAGUGAACAACUGGGAGGAUGUGGAAAAGGUGGAGGGCAUCGAGUUCUUGUUGGAUAUCUGGAACGGCAUAUCCCCCGUCUUUGUAGCUGGUGGCUUUACCCCAGAGAUUGCGCGAAAAGCUGUUGAUCAGGAAUAUGCCAAAUAUGGCGAUGUUGCGGUCGUGUUUGGACGGCACUUCCUGGCAAAUCCGGACCUUCCAUUCCGGAUAAAGAAUUGUCUACCACUCAACAAGUAUGACCGCAGUACAUUCUACACAGCGUCGAAGUCCAAGGGCUACAUAGAUUAUCCCUUUCACCCCGAAUUCACACAUGGGAAGGCGUUGAAUUAG